Messenger RNA from Arachis ipaensis, 700 nucleotides. RefSeq lists its product as uncharacterized. The record is from RefSeq and is a predicted model, not a curated record. NCBI's taxonomy places the organism in Eukaryota, Viridiplantae, Streptophyta, Magnoliopsida, Fabales, Fabaceae.
AAAUGGUUCAUGGUUGUGCGGUUUUUUUAUUUCUUACAAGGCACCCUUCGUAGUGGUCAAUGGUCAUAUCAUAUCUACCAUUACCAAUAUCACGUUCGCGAGACUUCGUCUACGGUUCGCAUUCGCCAAACCCUCUUCUCAGUUCUCAUCCGGAUCUUCAAGCCCUGCCACUGCUGCCACGCUGAUUCUGAAUUAACAAGCUUGAAGGAAAUGUCUGGUCCUAGGAUUGCUCAUGCUACCUUGAAGGGACCGAGUGUUGUGAAGGAGAUAAUAAUCGGAAUAACACUUGGAUUAGCUGCUGGUAGUGUCUGGAAGAUGCAUCACUGGAAUGAACAGAGAAAAGUCAGGGCCUUUUACGAUUUACUGGAAAAAGGUGAGAUUAGUGUUGUUGCAGAGGAAGAAUGAAAAGUUCUUGUGUUGUGCCUAUGCCUUGUGUUGUAUAAUCUUUUUUCCCUUCUAUAUUCCAUUGGCUCGUUGUAGAUGGGCUGACUUAUUGUAGAUUCAAAAGAAUAAAUUUCAUACACUGUUUUGGUACUUAUGGACUAUGUUUGCUUGUAGAAAUUUCAGGAAGCUGUAAAUUGUUUUGUGCUUGAGUUAUAUUUCUUGUUGCUGCACAAAAUAUGGAUGUCUUUGCUCUUAUUUUUCUUCAAUGUAGACUCUGCUGACCUUUUUAAAGAGUAAAUCAAAUUCUCUUGAAGUA